CGAUUCUCACUGAAUCUGAACCUCACACAAUUCCCCUCAUGAUUUUUGCUUUGUUGGGUCCCAUAUAUACACCUAAUCUUUCAAAUAGUGACUUCCAUUGUCGUUAAUUCUUGAUUUCUCUGUACUUUUCAUUUAUCUCAAUUGGGUUUUCUUUAUUUAUCAAUUAUCUCAACUGGGUCGACUCCUAUUUCCACUAGAUCACUCUGGUUCUUGAAAUCUUGAAUUAAUUUCCCUUCACUGUAAUGGAAAAUUGCACUCUUCUUCAUAGUGGAAAUCAAUUCCAGCCCAAGUUUCCCUUUUUUGCACUUAAGCCCAAAAAGUUUCCUUUUUUUGUAGUUGGGUGUUCAAGAGUUUUGGGUGAAGAUAUAGUCAGGUUGUCUGUAGCUCAUGGCUCCAGCAGAGAGCAAAUGUGGAGAAUUAAAGCCACAGGCAAAAGCUCUGGGGAAGCUGCAAAUGCAGAUGAUGAAUCGGAUGAUGCUUUACAGGCUACUAUUGAAAAGAGCAAAAAGGUGUUAGCCAUGCAAAAGGACCUACUUCAACAGAUUGCAGAAAGAAGAAAAGUAGUCUCUUCAAUAAAAAGCAGCCUUGAAGAUGCCAAAGGUACUUAUGACAACGGAAAUGGUAGCUUAUCAAAUGUUGAUGUCCGUGGCAUGGAUAAAGACUAUAAUAGUACUUUACCUAGUACUGCUACUCCACCAAUUGUUGAUGACCUGAAAAAUACACUGGCAGCAGAAGCCAAGAUUUGUGAAGUAAAGAGAAGUUAAAGCGACCUGGCUCUGGAAAUGCAGUCGAAACCCGGUACUCUGAAGACAGCUCAAUCCGAUGAAAGGGCUACCCCACUGUCAAGAUCAUCCGUCACACCCAGUCAUCAGACUUCCUCUACAGUAAGUUCUGCCAAAAGAACAUUAUAUGUCCCUCCAGAAACUCCAAAGUUCAGUCAAGAGACAGGCAAAUUUUUCCAGUCUGAUGUGCCUUCAUUAUUUAAAGAAUCCUCAGCACAAUCCUACAUGGAACAGAAGAGUGAAAUUUUUGAAGGAUCAAGUGCUAAGAAGGCAAACAUAGAGACUGAAGACCCUGAGAAUGUAGAUGAGAAACCCCCUCCAUUGGCAGGAACGAAUGUUAUGAACGUUAUUUUGGUUGCUGCAGAAUGCGCUCCAUGGUCUAAAACAGGUGGGCUUGGAGAUGUAGCUGGAGCAUUACCCAAGGCUUUGGCUCGACGUGGCCACAGAGUUAUGGUUGUGGCACCUCGUUAUGGCAACUAUGCUGAACCUCAAGAUUCUGGUGUAAGAAAAAUUUAUAAAGUUGAUGGUCAGGAUGUAGAAGUGACUUACUUCCAAGCCUUUAUUGAUGGUGUGGAUUUUGUUUUCAUUGACAGUCACAUGUUUCGGCACAUGGAGAACAACAUUUACGGAGGGAACCGUGUGGAUAUUUUAAAGCGCAUGGUUUUAUUUUGCAAAGCAGCUAUUGAGGUUCCUUGGCAUGUGCCAUGUGGUGGGGUCUGCUAUGGAGAUGGAAAUUUAGUGUUUAUUGCUAAUGAUUGGCAUGCUGCUUUAUUGCCAGUUUAUCUGAAAGCUUAUUAUCGUGACAAUGGAAUGAUGAAAUAUACAAGAUCUCUCCUGGUCAUUCAUAACAUAGCUCACCAGGGUCGUGGUCCUUUGGAUGAUUUUUCAUAUGUAGAUCUGCCACCACACUACAUGGACAUUUUCAGGUUGUAUGACCCAGUAGGAGGUGAGCAUUUCAACAUUUUUGCAGCUGGUCUAAAGACAGCGGAUCGUGUAGUUACAGUUAGUCAUGGAUAUUCAUGGGAACUAAAAACUUCCGAAGGUGGCUGGGGAUUGCACGAUAUAAUUAAUGAGAAUGAUUGGAAAUUCCGGGGUAUUGUAAAUGGGAUUGAUACAAAAGAGUGGAACCCUGAGUUGGACGUUCACUUAAAGUCAGAUGGUUACGUAAACUAUUCCCUGGACACACUGAAGACUGGCAAGCCUCAAUGUAAAUCUGCAUUGCAAAAGGAACUUGGUUUACCAGUUCGUGACGAUGUCCCACUGAUCGGUUUCAUCGGGAGGCUUGACCCCCAAAAAGGCGUUGAUCUGAUAGCCGAGGCAGUGCCUUGGAUGAUGGGUCAGGAUGUACAACUGGUCAUGUUGGGGACGGGCAGGCCUGACCUUGAACAGAUGCUAAGGCAAUUUGAGUGCCAAUACAAUGAUAAAAUUAGGGGAUGGGUUGGUUUCUCCGUGAAGACAGCUCAUCGUAUUACUGCUGGUGCAGACAUUCUGCUCAUGCCUUCUAGAUUUGAGCCUUGUGGACUGAACCAGCUUUAUGCUAUGAAAUAUGGGACUAUUCCGGUUGUUCAUGCUGUAGGAGGACUCAGAGAUACUGUGCAGCCUUUUGAUCCUUUUAAUGAGUCAGGAUUAGGAUGGACCUUCAGUAGGGCUGAAGCUAACCAGCUGAUCCAUGCGUUAGGAAAUUGCUUACUGACUUAUCGCGAGUACAAACAGAGUUGGGAGGGGCUUCAGAGACGCGGUAUGACACAAGACCUAAGUUGGGAUAAUGCUGCUCAUAACUAUGAGGAAGUUCUUGUUGCUGCUAAGUAUCAGUGGUGAGGCUCAUUACGCGUCUGUAUAUGUCAACAACUUGUGGCCAUACAAUGAAGGUGUUUCAGCUCUUCCCUAAAGGGUCCAAAUAUUGAGUUUUGCUGGGUAUAUCGCAUUGCUCCAAUUGUGCUUACCCAAGAUAAGUUCAAAAACCUUGUCUUUCUCAAGUGACUGAAAGCCCUAUUUCUGGUCAUGAAACGAGAGGAUGCAACAUGUUGGCUACUUCACGUAUGGUGGUCAUAUAUAUCAUCAUGUAUAUAUUCUUUACAGUUACCAAGAUUUAGUUGUAUGUAGCCAAUCUCUACUCUUUUUUUGUCGAAAGUGUUAAGGAAUCAGCUAGUGUUAGAUAUCAUGCAUAAAAUCAGUGACCAGUGACCCUAAUUUUUUCUGAA
Molecule: messenger RNA, 2983 nt
Organism: Nicotiana attenuata
Lineage: Eukaryota; Viridiplantae; Streptophyta; Magnoliopsida; Solanales; Solanaceae
Product: granule-bound starch synthase 2, chloroplastic/amyloplastic
Exons: 8
Coding region: 783-2600 (605 amino acids)
Molecular function (GO): alpha-1,4-glucan glucosyltransferase (UDP-glucose donor) activity
Source: RefSeq, a predicted model, not a curated record